CCAGGAAUUGAGUCAGUCCACGUUUCGAUGCUCAAUUGUGAAUCAGCGAAGAUUUUGCCGUCAAAGUUAUCUAAAUACUGAGUCAGUUUUGCCGAUCCGUGAUACAGAUAUUGUAGCCGAACAUCUAUAGAGCACUCGUAACUGCUAGGAACGUUCGUGAGUCAACCGGUUUCCCGAAAAUUUGUGAUAGACUUUCACAGACACUCCCUGCCAGGAAAAUGGAGACCACAAUGUACGACGAUAUGGCCAGAAGUGGCAACAACCAUGGUUCUCUCAAGGACUUAAAACGAAGCAUGACUCUCGAUUUUAACACGGCUGGAGGCUCCUUUAAAGCCAAGAAAGCUAAACUUGGCACCCCAGCUGGACUUUUGGGGUCCCCGGAUCUAAAUAUGCUGAAACUUGCAUCUCCGGAACUCGAACGAAUGAUCAUCCAGCAAAAUGGGAUGGUGACCACCACUCCGACACCAACUCAGUUCCUCUGUCCAAAGUUUGUGACCGAGGAACAGGAAGCCUAUGCACGCGGGUUCGUUGACGCCUUGGAAGAACUGCACAAAAAGGAGGAUCCAGCGAUCCAGACCGUUACGACAUCUGAUGGGAAUACGUUGGCCCUUUUGCAAAAUUCCAAUAGCCACACCUAUGCACAGGUCCAGCCUCAUCCACAUUACCAGAACGUUAUGUCAUCUACUGCAACAACGUCCAUGAGCAAUGCUCUGCCGCAGUCCUUCUCGCAUACGAUUCCAACGCAAGUGAAUAAUAACGUCAUGCUUCCACGCAUCAAGGAGGAACCUCAAACUGUCCCAAGCAUCAGCAACAGCCCGCCUCUCUCUCCCAUCAACAUGGAGAGACAGGAAAGCAUCAAACUGGAACGUAAACGUGCCAGGAACAGGAUUGCUGCCCGUAAAUGCCGACACAGGAAACUCGAACGUAUAUCACGACUUGAGGAUAAAAUAGAUGGACUUAAAAAUCAGAACUCUCAACUUUCUGAUACCGCCACUCAGCUUCGUGACCAAGUUUGCCGUUUAAAGCAGCAGAUUUUGCAGCAUGUGAAAAGUGGCUGCCAAGUUAUGAUGUCGCAGAAUCUCACUUUCUAAACAAGGGACUUGACUGUCUUUGUGUUUCGUGAAAUCUGUGGUAUUGUUUUUCACAGUGCCAAGUCUUAGGAAGUAUGGCUUCUUCUUAAGCAAUGCCAAAGUGUGCCCAGAACCACUCAAAGUUGGUUUGGACUAUGCCCCUGGUUUUGAUGGUGAACUGUUCUGAAAGACAGUUUAAAGAUUUGUAUAAACCAGGCUGCAGUCAUGAUCAAGUGCCAAAGUUGGACUAAAAGACAGAGAGAGAGUGUUCAUUCAGACGCUUGGAUUACUAACUGAAUGGAUGCAAUUAUGCCCAUUGACAUUCCUAGCUGAUUUUGCUGAAGUUUUUCAUUCACAGAAUGCCGGACAUUUGGUUUUUUUUAAAUGGGACGUUUUUUGCAAAUUUUCUACUAAGAUUUUUGAUUUGGCGCUGCAGAGCAGCCCAUCACUUCCUAAUGCAAAUGAGUUCUCUAUUUUGCUGAAACAAUGUCAGAAGGCUCAAAUUGUGUUUUUUUAAAUCAAAGAUGUUGUAAGUUUCUAAUGUUAAGCAUUGUGAAGUGAAUUACCCAAGUACUAUUGCAUGUUUUUUUGGAAAUUAAGUGGGUUGUACUGUUAGAACUAGUGUUUGUCACUGUGAGGUAAAUUUGGACAAAGCCAAGGAAAGCGAACCAUGGCCACUGCCGUUAAGAUGUAGUUCUUUCAUUCUCUCAUUACUCAUUAAGCUACCAUCAAGGAUAGAUUGCAAGUCUAUCAUUCAUUCCUUGCGACCAUUAAAUAAGCAAAGGCAGGCCUAUUGCUCAGUGUUUUACACUACACAAUAUAUCAUAGCACAAAAAUCAUCUAUCAAUCAUGCCUUUCAUCAAAAUGUGCAUUUGAGUUGUCAUUGUUAAUGUCGGAUUUAGUUUAUUUUAUUUUGUACAUAGUUGUAAAUUUCUGUUCAUCAGAUCAUGUCAUUGUUUGGUGCUUCAUAGUUUAGGAGAACAUUUCCUAUAACGUCAUUAAUUUUGUAAAUAAUCGUGAGCUCACUAUUAUUCACCAUGUUUUUUAUAAGGUAUUUAUUACUUUUGCAAUUAAAAGUGGAGUCUGUUGUA
Lineus longissimus is the source of this 2161-nucleotide messenger RNA. RefSeq names its product transcription factor Jun-like. Gene Ontology annotation, biological process: regulation of cell population proliferation; regulation of cell cycle; regulation of transcription by RNA polymerase II. The transcript has a single exon. The coding region runs from base 219 to 1091 and encodes 290 amino acids. Lineage: Eukaryota; Metazoa; Nemertea; Pilidiophora; Heteronemertea; Lineidae. The record is from RefSeq and is a predicted model, not a curated record. Gene Ontology annotation, cellular component: transcription regulator complex. Gene Ontology annotation, molecular function: DNA-binding transcription factor activity, RNA polymerase II-specific; transcription factor binding; RNA polymerase II cis-regulatory region sequence-specific DNA binding.